Delphinapterus leucas (beluga whale) is the source of this 1688-nucleotide messenger RNA. RefSeq names its product FYRN and FYRC domains INO80 complex interactor 1 (gene FYRD1). Gene Ontology annotation, biological process: regulation of cell cycle. The record is from RefSeq and is a predicted model, not a curated record. Lineage: Eukaryota; Metazoa; Chordata; Mammalia; Artiodactyla; Monodontidae. Gene Ontology annotation, cellular component: nucleus.
AUGUAAGUUCCGGUCACGGCUAACUUCCGAGGCAGACGCGGAAGUGCAGGGAGGCACCGGUAGCUGGGUUUGGUUGCAGGAUUUGUGGCCGAGCCCUGCGCCUCGUGAAUGUUCUAGAGAGGUCGAUUCCUAGCGGCCGGCUUCCACCAGCCCAGACCAGACGUAGCCGGCGCUAGGGGCCACUCCUUGGCCGAGGAGCUGAUGCCGGCCGCUCCCUGGAGCCCCCGUAGCGGGGCCGGACCAUGAGCCUGCUGGGCGGCCUGGCCUCCUCGCCGCGGGCCCCGCUGCAGUCCGGCAAGGCCAGGAUGAAAAAGCUCCCGAAGAAGAGCCAGAACGAGAAGUACCGGCUCAAGUACCUGCGGCUGCGCAAAGCGGCCAAAGCCACGGUGUUUGAAAAUGCUGCUAUUUGUGAUGAAAUUGCUCGUCUUGAGGAAAAGUUUCUUAAAGCUAAAGAAGAAAGACGGUACUUGCUAAAGAAGCUCCUUCAGCUCCAGGCUCUAACUGAAGGGGAAGCACAGGUUGCAGCUCCUUCCCACAGCUCCAGUUUGCCCCUGACUUACGGUGUGGCCAGCUCUGUGGGAACUAUCCAGGGAGCUGGGCCGCUUUCUGGGCCUAGCACUGGAGCUGAGGAACCAUUUGGAAAGAAAUCCAAGAAGGAGAAAAAAGAAAAAGGCAAAGAGAACAACAAACUGGAAGUUCUGAAGAAAACAUCCAAGAAAAAGAAAAUGGAGACAGGUGCUCGCAAGCUGGUUCGGCCCGUUGCCCUGGACCCCUCAGGACGGCCUGUGUCCCCCGUCGGACUGGGGGGUCUGACAGUGUAUAGCCUGGGGGAGAUCAUCACCGACCGACCUGGCUUCCAUGACGAGGGUGCCAUCUACCCUGUGGGCUACUGCAGUACUCGGGUAUACGCCAGCAUGAAGAGCCCAGACCAGGAGUGUCUGUACACCUGUCAGAUCAAGGACGGUGGCACACAGCCUCAGUUUGAAAUUGUUCCUGAAGAUGACCCCCAGAAUGCCAUUGCCAGCUCUUCUGCAGACGCCUGUCAUGCAGAACUGCUCGAGACCAUAAGUGCUGCUAUGGGGAAACUAAUGCCCAACGUGCAUCCAUCUGGAGCCGACUUUUUUGGGUUUUCUCAUCCAGCCAUCCACAACCUGAUCCAGAGUUGUCCAGGAGCUCGAAAAUGCGUCAAUUACCAGUGGGUGAAGUUCGACGUGUGCAAACCUGGAGACAGUCUGCCGCCCCAAGGACAGCUAGAGAAUGAUGCAGCUACAAGCUUUGAAGCCUUUCAGAGACAGACCUUCCAUAAAGAUCAUAAUGAUCCCAUUCUACAAGGAUCCUUGGACCUCCCAGAGCUUCAGCCUACAGCCUUUGUGUCUUCUUAUCAACGCAUGUUCCUGACACAUGAACCCUUGGUAGAUACUCACCUACAGCACUUGAAGUCUCCGUCGCAGUGUAGCCCAACUCAGUCUUCAGAUUGAACAGGAAGGGAUCGAAGACCACAUCAUUUUCAUCAGGAUGGAUUUUUUAUCUUAAACUAAAACUUAAGACUAUAUGGAAGAAGGCAGCGACUCAAGUGAAGAAGAUAGUAAAUUAACAGAUUUUGUCGCGGAGGUUCCCAUGGUGACAGCUUUCCUGGGAAAAACUUCAGCUGCUUUAUUUUUAGUAAUAAAUUUUUCUUGACAGUUCUG